AUGGCUAGAGCAGAACAGAGCAUCAGAGACAAGAGAUGGAGUCUUCAAGGCAUGAACGCUCUUGUCACCGGAGGAACCAAAGGAAUCGGGCAUGCUAUAACGGAGGAACUUGCAAGCCUUGGAGCAAGAAUUCAUACAUGUUCCAGAGACGAAACUCAGCUCAAUCACUGUUUAACAGAAUGGGAAGCCAAAGGCUUUCAUGUCACAGGCUCGGUCUGUGAUAUAUCGUCCCGUGCCGAGAGAGAGAAACUGAUGCAACACGUCUCUUCUCUCUUUCAAGGAAGUCUCAACAUCCUCAUAAACAAUGUGGGGACAUGUGUGACAAAGCCAACGACCGAAUACACAGCACAAGAUUUCUCUUAUCAAGUCUCAACAAACUUGGAAUCUUCAUACCAUUUGAGCCAGCUUGCUCAUCCUCUGCUCAAGUCCUCUGGAUCUGGGAGCAUCGUCUUCAUCUCCUCUGUUGCUGGACUUGUGUCUUGUAGCGUCGGAUCCAUCUAUGGUGCAACCAAAGGAGCUAUAACCCAGCUUGCGAGGAACUUAGCGUGCGAAUGGGCUACCGACAACAUAAGGGUUAACUCCAUUGCUCCUGGAGUCAUUGCAACUUCUGCAGCUAAAACCUUUAUACUUGGGGAGGAGUUUGCUAACGAUAUAGCUCCAAAUAUACCAAUGCGUCGUGCUGGAGAGCCAGAAGAAGUAGCUGCGAUGACUGCGUUUCUGUGUCUUCCCGCAGCUUCUUACAUUACAGGUCAAACCAUUUGUGUUGAUGGAGCUCUCUCUGUUCAUGCCUUCUGA
Microthlaspi erraticum is the source of this 795-nucleotide messenger RNA. The record is from the annotation of a GenBank genome assembly. Lineage: Eukaryota; Viridiplantae; Streptophyta; Magnoliopsida; Brassicales; Brassicaceae.